CCCGACGGCCUGCAGGACGGCGGCGGCACCGGCACUGGCGUCAAGAAGAAACGCAGGAAAAAGGAGCUGGCCGAGCAACAAGCGGGAGAGAAAGCCGCCCUGGAGAAGGAGGUGAAACCAAAGAGGAGGAGAGAGCCGAAAGAACCAAAAGAGCCUAAGAAGGCCAAGGAGCCCAAGAAGCCAAAGGAGCCCAAGCAGAAGGAGGUGGCCAAGAAGCCCAGGAAGCCCCGGGAACCCAAACCCCCCAAGGAGCCUAAGGACAAGAAGAGCAGCUCGGAGGCGGCCCCGCGAGCGAGAGCCAAGAAGAGCAGCAAGGAGCAGGGGCCCACGCCCGUGGAGAAGAAGAAGAAGGGGAAGAGGAAAAAUGAGAUCCCUGUGGAGAGCCUGGAGCUGGAUCACGAUCACCUGAGCCUGUCGGCGCAGAGCCCAGAGGAGUCUGCUGAGUCGGCUGACAGCCAGAAACGCCGCUCAGGACGCCAGGUGAAGAGGAGGAAGUACAACGAGGACCUGGAUUUCAAGGUGGUGGAUGAUGACGGCGAAACGAUAGCCGUGCUGGGAGCCGGGCGCACCUCCGCGCUCUCCGCCUCCACCCUGGCGUGGCAGGCAGAGGAGCCUCCCGAGGAUGAUGCCAACAUCAUCGAGAAGAUCCUGGCCUCCAGAAUGGUGCAGAAGGAGGCUCACCCCGGAGGCCUGGCCUACGAGAUGGAGGAGUUCUACGUCAAGUACAGGAACUUCUCCUACCUUCACUGUAAGUGGGCAACGCUGGAGGAGCUGGAGAAGGACCCCAGGAUUUCUCAGAAGAUCAAGCGCUUUCGCAACAAGCAAGCGCAGAUGAAGCAUAUUUUCACAGAGCCUGACGAGGAUUUGUUCAACCCCGACUAUGUGGAGGUGGAUCGGAUCCUGGAGGUGGCCCACACCAAGGACCCAGACACCGGGGAGGAGGUGACUCACUACCUGGUCAAGUGGUGCUCGCUGCCCUACGAGGAGAGCACCUGGGAGCUGGAGGAGGAUGUCGACCCAGGGAAGAUCAAAGAGUUUGAAGCCCUCCAAAUCCCACCAGAAAUCAAGCACAUGGAGCGCCCGGCAUCUGAGUCCUGGCAGAAACUGGAGAAAUCCCGGGAAUAUAAGAACAGUAACCAGCUGCGGGAGUAUCAGCUGGAGGGAAUGAACUGGCUGCUCUUUAACUGGUACAACAGGAAGAACUGCAUCCUGGCUGAUGAGAUGGGGCUGGGGAAGACCAUCCAGUCGAUCACGUUCCUCUCAGAAAUCUUCUUGAUGGGCAUUCAUGGCCCCUUCCUCAUCAUCGCACCCCUCUCCACCAUCACCAACUGGGAGAGGGAGUUCCGCACGUGGACGGAGAUGAACGCCAUCGUGUACCACGGCAGCCAGAUCAGCCGCCAGAUGAUCCAGCAGUAUGAGAUGGUGUACAGGGACACGCAGGGUAACCCUCUCCCUGGGAUCUUCAAGUUCCAGGUGGUUAUCACCACCUUUGAGAUGAUCCUCGCUGACUGCCCCGAGCUGAAGAAGAUCCAGUGGCGCUGCGUGGUCAUAGACGAGGCACACCGCCUGAAGAACAGGAACUGCAAGCUGCUGGAGGGGCUCAAGCUCAUGGCCCUGGAGCACAAGGUGCUGUUGACAGGGACGCCCCUGCAGAACUCGGUGGAGGAGCUCUUCAGCCUCCUGAAUUUCCUGGAGCCGCAGCAGUUCCCCUCGGAGACUGCCUUUCUGGAGGAGUUUGGGGACCUGAAGACAGAGGAACAGGUGAAGAAGCUGCAAUCCAUCCUGAAGCCCAUGAUGCUGCGGCGUUUGAAGGAUGAUGUGGAGAAGAAUCUGGCACCCAAGCAGGAGACCAUCAUUGAGGUGGAGCUGACCAAUAUCCAGAAGAAAUACUACCGGGCCAUCCUGGAGAAGAACUUCUCCUUCCUUUCCAAGGGCGCCAACCAGCACAAUAUGCCCAACCUCAUCAACACCAUGAUGGAGCUGCGGAAGUGUUGCAACCACCCGUAUCUCAUCAACGGGGCAGAGGAGAAGAUCCUGGAAGACUUCCGUAAAACACACAGCCCAGAGGCACCAGACUUCCAGCUGCAGGCAAUGAUCCAGGCGGCCGGGAAGCUGGUGCUGAUUGAUAAGCUGCUUCCCAAGCUGAUCGCCGGUGGGCACAAGGUGCUCAUCUUCUCCCAGAUGGUGCGCUGCCUCGACAUCCUGGAGGACUAUCUCAUUCAGAGGAGGUACACGUAUGAGCGCAUCGAUGGGCGUGUGCGGGGGAACCUGCGCCAGGCCGCCAUCGACCGCUUCUGCAAGCCCGACUCGGACCGCUUUGUCUUUCUGCUGUGCACGCGGGCGGGCGGGCUGGGCAUCAACCUCACUGCUGCCGACACCUGCAUCAUCUUUGACUCGGACUGGAACCCGCAGAACGACCUGCAGGCUCAAGCUCGCUGCCACCGGAUCGGGCAGAGCAAGGCGGUGAAGGUCUAUCGCCUCAUCACCAGGAACUCCUACGAGCGGGAGAUGUUUGACAAGGCCAGUCUGAAGCUGGGCCUGGAUAAGGCUGUGCUGCAGGACAUCAACCGCAAGGGCAGCACCAACGGGGUUCAGCAGCUCUCGAAGAUGGAGGUGGAGGACCUGCUGCGGAAAGGUGCCUACGGCGCCCUCAUGGACGAGGAGGACGAAGGAUCCAAGUUCUGCGAGGAGGACAUUGACCAGAUCCUGCAGCGCCGCACCCAGACCAUCACAAUCCAGUCGGAGGGCAAGGGAUCCACCUUUGCCAAGGCCAGCUUUGUAGCAUCAGGAAACAGAACUGACAUUUCCUUAGAUGACCCCAACUUCUGGCAGAAGUGGGCGAAGAUAGCAGAGCUGGACACCGAUGCCAAGAACGAGAAGGAGAGCUUGGUCAUUGACAGGCCCCGGGUGCGGAAGCAGACCAAACACUACAACUCCUUCGAGGAGGACGAGCUGAUGGAGUUCUCCGAGCUGGACAGUGACUCUGAUGAGCGGCCCACGCGCUCGCGGCGCUUCAACGAGAAGACGCGGCGGUACCUGCGGGCCGAGUGCUUCCGCGUGGAGAAAAACCUGCUCAUAUUCGGCUGGGGACGCUGGAAAGAUAUCCUGACCCACGGGCGGUUCAAGUGGCAUCUGAAUGAGAAGGACAUGGAGAUGAUUUGUCGGGCCUUGCUGGUCUACUGUGUGAAGCACUACAAAGGGGAUGAGAAGAUUAAGAGUUUUAUCUGGGACCUCAUCACGCCGACAAAGGACGGACAGAACCAGGCCCUGCAGAAUCACUCAGGUUUGUCAGCCCCGGUGCCCAGAGGCAGGAAGGGCAAGAAGACGAAGAACCAGAUGCUGCUCCCUGAGCUCAAGAACGCGGACUGGCUUGCCACGUGCAACCCUGAGGUCGUCCUGCAUGACGACAGCUACAAGAAGCACCUCAAACAGCACUGCAACAAGGUCCUGCUGCGCGUGCGAAUGCUCUACUACCUGAAAGCUGAGGUGCUGGGGGAGGCGGCGGACAAAGCCUUCGAGGGCACCCCUGCCAGGGAGCUGGACGUACUGCUGCCGGACAUCGACUACGUGGAGAUCCCAGUGGACUGGUGGAAUGCCGAGGCGGAUAAAUCCCUUCUCAUCGGAGUGUUCAAGCACGGUUACGAGAGGUACAACGCGAUGCGCGCGGACCCGGCGCUGUGCUUCCUGGAGAAGGUGGGCAUGCCCGAUGAGAAGCUGCUGUCGGCAGAGCAGGGCACCGGCGACGGGGCCCAGGACGCGGCCGAGAGGGGGAGCCUGGAGAAGGAAGAGAACGGUGGAGAAAAACUGGAGGGGCUGCCGAAGCAGGAGGACGUGGUGGCCACUGGGGCGGGCGAGGCCAGCGAGAAGCGGGACGAGCCAGCGGCAGCCCAGGAUGGCUCCGACUCAGACAGAUCCUGCUGGCCUGUCUCGUCUGCCCUCACAGCCCGGCUGCGCAGGCUCGUCACCGUCUACCAGCGCUGCAACCGCAAAGAGCUGCCUCCGCGCGCCGACCUGCUGGUGCCCGGGGGCCAUGGAUACUGGCUGCAGGACGAGAUGUUCCGGAGAGCCUCCGAGAUGGACUCGGCAAACAAAGAAAUGCAGAAGAGGUGGACCAGGAGAGAACAGGCAGAUUUCUACCGCACUGUCUCCUCCUUUGGGGUCGUCUAUGACCAGGAGAAGAAGAUCUUUGACUGGGCCCAGUUCCGAGCCAUCUCUCGACUGGAGAAGAAGACAGACGAGAGCCUAGAAAAGUAUUACUACAGCUUCGUGGCCAUGUGCAAGAACGUCUGUGGUCUCCCACCGUGGAAAGACGAUGGUCCCCCAGACCCGGACAUCUACGUGGAGCCCAUCACGGAGGAGCGCGCCGCCAGGACCCUGUACCGCAUUGAGCUGCUGCGCAAGGUGCGCGAGCAGGUGCUCAAGUGUCCCCAGCUCCACGAGCGACUCAAGCUGUGCCGGCCAAGCCUCUACCUGCCUGUGUGGUGGGAGUGUGGCAAGCACGAUCGGGACUUGCUCAUCGGCACCGCCAAGCACGGCCUCAACCGCACGGACUACUACAUCAUGAACGACCCCCAGCUGUCUUUUCUAGAUGCCUACAGGAACUAUGCGCAACACAAAAGAACAGGGAUCCCAGGCCCGGAAACCCUGUGCUGCCUCUACCAGACUAACUCCAAACUUUACAGUUCCCCUCUCUAUAGCCAGGUGGACCAAACUUGCGAACCCCUGGAGAGCGAAGCUGGGAGCCAGAUCAAGGCAGAACACGUGGAGAGCACCAUGUCCCAAGCUGGGGGCAGCCCACCGGAUGCAGGCUGUGAAACGUUCCUGUCCAACGUGCGGGACAUGAUGCCCAGCAGCUAUGAUGAGAGCUCCCUGCCGGACUCGCUCGUGUGCAUGAUGUGCGAGGACAAGGCCUGUAACAGCGAGCAGAGCUCCCUUGCCCGAGACAGCCCGGGCUGCGCAGAGGUGGGCAGCAGCGUGGCUAAGCUCCCGGAGGGCAGGCUGGAGAGGGACGAGGACCCAGGCAGCGACGCAGAGGUCCUGAGGGAGGCUUCCUUCCUAGACAGUUUGCAGGUGGGCUGUGAGCGAAUAGAUGCUCAGAGUGAAGAAGUGGAGCCUUCACCCUCUACUCCAGAAAGUGACCCCUCCAGGAGUGCCCCAGCAGAGCUCUGCGACGCCGUGCAGCAGAAGGGGGACCUGCCCAGCCAGGGGACAGCACUGCCUGACCACGGCACCGUGGAAGGGGUCAUCGGCGUGGGGCUCUAUGGUCCCAGUCUUCAUAACUAUGAAAUAAAAGUUCCCCCUGAACAAAGGUUCAUUAAUUUGCUGCAGGAGAAAGGUGUGGAAGGAAAAUCGGGGCCGAGUCAGAGCCACAGCGAGGAGGAUGAGGAGGAAGAAGACGACGAUGAUAACUCUGAGGCAACAGCAGAGGUUCUGGAGGACGUGACUGGUCCAAGGAGCAGGGUCAGUCAUGAUGCCGAGACCAACGAACCUCGGAGUGAGGAGCGGAGCAGCGACCUCCCCACACCCGAGGACACUUGCCCGGAAGACGUGAAUGGCACCAGAGAGGCCCUGGGGCCAGGCCCGCCGGAGGCGCCGGGGCAGCCUGCUCCAGGAGAUGGGCAGCACCGUAGCCUGGAGGAGGAGAGCGCCCUGCAGCCCUCCCCGGGGCAGCCACGCAGCCACCUCUUCCAGCCUCCUGUGGAGCCCCAGGAAGCAGCGCCCGGCCAGGCCGGCGCGGAGGCCUGGGCUCGGGGGGCCGGGGGGCAGACUGGCUGCGGAGAGGCCCCGCGCCCCGAGCCCCUGCAUGUGCACGUGCAGCAGGACAAGUGCGGGAGCAGAGAGGAGGAGGAGAAAGCCAGCAGCGGCCAGAGUCAAGAUGGGACAGACAAGUUCCUGGAGGAAGAGAGCAAGAGCUCUACAUCUGUCCUGCAUGGGGAGAUCGACGACCUUCAGGAUGCCCGUGCACCGACCAUAGCCCAGCUUCUGCAGGAGAAGACACUUUACUCCUUCUCCGAGUGGCCUAAGGACCGUGUGAUCAUCAGCCGCAUUGACAACAUCUGCCAUGCCAUCCUGAAGGGCAAGUGGCCUUCCUCCAGCCAGCAAUUUGAGACCCAAAGCCUGAUGAGCACCCCAGCACUUGCCAGCAAUGCUGUUGGCAGGAGCAGCUUUGCUGAGUCGGAAGGCCCAGAUCCCAGCUUCAACAACGGAGUGUUAAUCUCACAGGAAGGGUUCCUCGCCCCUGCCUUUGUGAAGGACGAGCGGAAGCACAGAAGGCCCUAUGAAUUCGAGCUGGAGAGAGAUGCCAAGCAGAGGAGCCUGGAGCAUUUAGCAGCAACCCACGUUCAUCCACCUAUUGUGCUGAAUGGCUGGCGCGACUCAGCUGUGGAUCUGUCCAGAGCCUCUGAGGGGUCCCCAGGAAAUUCCUCUCCUUUUCCCUUGAACACAACCAUGCCCAAACUGGGAACUGUGAACGCCCUCCAGGGCUCUCUGGGCAUGGACUUGUCUGGCAUCCUUCAGGCAGGGCUGAUCCAUCCUGUCACUGGGCAGAUCGUCAACGGCAGCCUCCGAAGAGAUGAUGCUGCCAUGAGGAGGAGACGGGGCAGGAGAAAAAAUGUAGAAGGGAUGGAUCUCAUCUUCUUGAAGGAGAGGCCUCUUCCAAGUAGGCUGCAGCAGGACGCUCAGGAGGACCAGGCGCAGCCUCCGCAGACCAGUCCCCUGCCAGACGGGCCGGGUGCUGCCCCCGCAGCGCCGCCGCCAGCGCCGGCCGCGCUCGGCCACGCCGACAAGGCCGUCCCGAAUAAGAGUCUCCUGGACUGGCUCCGCCAGCAAUCCGACUACACCCUCGAGGUUCCUGCUUUCGGCACGAAUUUUUCAGACAAGCCCAAGCAGAGGAGGCAGCGCUGCAAGGACCCCGCCAAACUGGACAUCAGCUCACUCACAGGAGAGGAGCGGGUGCCUGUGGUGCAUAAGGGUACCGGGCGGAGGGGAUACUUGCCAGACAGUAAGUUCAAUCGUAUCCUAACUGAGCCCGUGCUCCGAGAUGCGGGGCCGCGCCGGAGGGGGAGAAGGCCCAGAAACGACCUCAUUAAAGGCCCUGGUGUCGUAGCAGAUUCGUCUUCUGGAAUGGGACCACUGUUCAUGAAUGGACUGAUUGCUGGAAUGGAUCUGGUAGGACUCCAGAACAUGAGAAACAUGCAGGGGAUCCCCCUGACGGGGCUGGUGGGGUUUCCCGCCGGCUUCGCGGCAGUGCCCGCCGGCGACGACGUGAAAGGCACCCUGAGCAUGUUGCCCAUGAUGCUGCCGGGCAUGGCCACCGUUCCGCAGAUGUUCGGCGUGGGGGGACUGCUCAGCCCCCCCAUGACAACCACGUGUUCUGCGACUGCUCCCGCGUCUCUGACAAGCACAACAAAAAGCGGCGCAGCAAACGCAGAGAAAGCUGCUGAGGACAAGCAGAGUAGCCAGGAGGCGAACAAAGAAACUCUCGCCGAAGAUAAGCCCGGCCCUAGUUCCUUUUCUAAUCAGACAGAAUCCGCAAUAACUACCAGUAGUCCUGUAGCUUUUAACCCGUUUCUUAUCCCCGGGAUGUCACCUGGACUGAUCUAUCCGUCGAUGUUUCUCUCCCCCGGCAUCGGCAUGGCACUGCCGGGCAUGCAGCAGGCCAGACAUUCAGAGGCAGCAAACCUGGAAAGCCAGAAGCGCAAGAGAAAGAAGGUGAAAGGGGAAGCGGCGAAUCCCGAGCCAGAGACUGUCUUGCCCUCCGAAAAGGAAGCGGCCAGCAGUGCAAACUGUACAGAGCAAACACCGCCUCCGUCGGCAGAGCCAGAGCAGGAGGUGCCAGCGGCGGCGCAGCCCAAGGAGGUGACUGACACCAAUUAGAACUUUUGUUUCAUUGGAAAGAUUGUGGCUUGUAAGGUUCUUAUCCCAUGACUAUUUGUUACUUACCCUCCCGCCCCCACUUCACCUUCAUAAACCUGUGUUUCCAUGAGUAAUAUUAUCUACCUAAUUCCCUGUACGAAAACUAUGGUGACAUGUUACAUGUUAAUAGUUGCAGGGUCUUGCCACUUUAUUAGAUAAACAGUGUUGUCUAGCUAGUAUGGGAGGCACAGAAUUUGCGUUCCGUUUUCCGGUUGUUCAUCCCAGCCACCAAUAGCGAAUCCAGGACCUGGUCACCCCCGAAAUCGCUCACGUGCGCGAGAAGGAAAAGAAGCAAAACACCGAGCAAGAGAAAAGUCUUUACCUUUGGUCUGAUUCCGGACAAGGGUAUUUCUUUCUCCGGCGACACUGAAUGAAAAAGCCUGUAUUUGGGGGUAAAAGCACAGCUAUAGUAAGUGCUAAUGUGUAUUUUUGAUUUAAAGUAUUUCCCUAUUUUAUCAUGGUUACUAGAACAGUAGUAUAGACAGAAGUAUAUAAUUAAUGAUUGAAAAUGCAUAUAUUCAUUUCUUUGAAACAAAAAGGCAUAACUGGUAGUGAUAUAAUUUCUUUACCACCCCACCUCAAACUUUUGGAGACAAACUACGGUGAGUGAAAAUAUUAUGUAGACACUAUUUUGUAUUUUUUAAAACCAAAGUUUGGUUUUCUGUUAAGUGGAGUUUUAGUUGCCCUUUCCUUGGUAGUUACAAGAACUUUUCAGCGCAGGCUGAAAAUGUUUUGCACAUCUUGCAUGACUUUUAUUGGGAUUACUGUAGCUAGAGCUACCAGUUCCUUCCUCGUUCUGCUAGCGUUCAGUUCUCAUCUAUGGCGUUAGUUCUCAUCUAUGGCGUUAGACGUGCUGUAACGUUCCUUUUCCCAGCCGUGAACGGGCCACGCUGAUUUUAAUCAAUGCUCUUAUAUGAACACUGAGGCUUUUUGAGUUUUCACAUGUGGCAGCCCCGGCCCCGGAGCGCCGGCCUCUCCGCACACAAGGAGGAAGGUGCCGUUUCCCGCGGCCUCCGGCAAGGGCUGCCGAGGUUUGCAGAGCUGGAGGUUCUUCCUUUCUAGCGUUAGACUGUGAAGAGGUCGUCACGGUUGCUGCUUCUUCCCGUUCCUCCCUGGUCUCUUUGCUGUUGAGCGGUGUUGUGCAGUGCCGUGGCGCUGGGGCGGGCGUGCGGUGCCCGCGCUGCCGCCGGCGCCUCCGCGGGCGCUCGGGCUUCGCUUGGCCUCGUUCCUGUUUGCAGCUCUUGGUUUGAGACUUGAAAUAAACCACACGCGGUGCAGCGGUGAGGCGGCAGGCGCUCGAGGGGCUCGCAAGUGUCCUAGCAAUCAGCUUCACAUUUGGUUGUCACAAUUUACUGUAUUUUUUACUUAUUUUCUGUUACAGUUUUGCUAAUUUAUCAGAUGGUCCAAAUGUUUUGACAUAACUAUUUCAGUUUGCAUUAUUUAUUUAUGAUGCUUUUUGUCAUUGUCUUUUAUACAUUUGGGGUUAUAAAUUAUGUACAUGUUAAAAUUAGCAUCUCAAAGAAGUCUGUUACCCAUGAUCUUAAAAAAAAAGCAAAAAAAAAAAAGCAUUUGGGGUUAUAUUUUUGUGGAAUUUAUUCCCACUUUUCUGGAUUGGAUGAUUUUUCCUUUUCUUUCUUUUUAAAGUGUGUAACCAAUCAUAAUGCACCUCCCCCGUAAUUAAAUGUGUUCUAUUUAAUAACAUCCUUGUAGCAUAGAUACUGUAUCACUGUCGACAGAUUUCUUAGAAAUGCUGCUAUCUCUAUUUAACUAACAUUUUGUUCAGUUUUGCCUCCAGUGGAAGCAGAAAGGGUUUUUUCAGCUGUUAAAUCCAAAAUCAAUAUAAUUUAUUUAUGUAAAAAAAAAAAAAAAAAUCACAUGAUUGAUAUAUUUUUGAACCUUUUAAGUACUAACUUUCUUUUUAUUCAGUAGAAGAACAUGUACUUGCCCUAAAUCCUUAAAAUACAAAUGCUAUAAAACUUCAUAUAUCUUCAAAGCCUUACUGUGAAUGGUUAUAGCAAUCUCUUCAGAGUCCAUUUCUGGUACGGGAUGGUUUUUCCAGAGUGACACUCAUAAGGAACAGGGUUUAAAGUGAAAUUUAUUUAAUUAGCCAGCAUGCUCUAUACCUUGUUCUUACUUAUCGGACAUGUAUGUUAAGUCUCUGGGUGUUUAGGCUUCUCUUUGACUGCUAUUUUGUGACCCUUUUGCAAUCUGAUAUACUCUGUGGAUUAUUUAGACUGUAAGGCAUAAGUGGCUUCUUAUUAUUUUCCAUCGUAUCCAAAACAAAUGCCAAAUUUUCACCCGUUUCCAAGGAUU
This is a messenger RNA of Nothoprocta perdicaria, 10227 nucleotides long. It is a transcript of the gene CHD6, whose product is annotated as chromodomain helicase DNA binding protein 6. Lineage: Eukaryota; Metazoa; Chordata; Aves; Tinamiformes; Tinamidae. Gene Ontology annotation, molecular function: ATP-dependent chromatin remodeler activity; protein binding; ATP binding. The transcript is spliced from 35 exons. The annotation marks the transcript as partial. The record is from RefSeq and is a predicted model, not a curated record.